CCUGUACUGUGUCCGCAGUCUCUGGUCAUCCCCUGUACUGUGUCCGCAGUCUUUGGUCAUCCCCUGUACUGUGUCCGCAGUCUCUGGUCAUCCCCUGUACUGUGUCCGCAGUCUCUGGUCAUCCCCUGUACUGUGUCCGCAGUCUCUGGUCAUCCCCUGUACUGUGUCCGCAGUCUCUGGUCAUCUCCUGUAGUAUGUCUGCAGUCCAUUGGUUCAGAAUAUUUUUUUUCUUGUUUUUCUCCUCUAAAACCUAGGUGUGUCUUUUGGAGA
Messenger RNA from Staurois parvus, 270 nucleotides. The record is from the annotation of a GenBank genome assembly. NCBI's taxonomy places the organism in Eukaryota, Metazoa, Chordata, Amphibia, Anura, Ranidae.